Messenger RNA from Camponotus floridanus (Florida carpenter ant), 5524 nucleotides. RefSeq lists its product as uncharacterized. The coding region runs from base 1317 to 4958 and encodes 1213 amino acids. Lineage: Eukaryota; Metazoa; Arthropoda; Insecta; Hymenoptera; Formicidae. The transcript has 11 exons. The record is from RefSeq and is a predicted model, not a curated record. Gene Ontology annotation, cellular component: cytoplasm; cytoskeleton. Gene Ontology annotation, biological process: signal transduction. Gene Ontology annotation, molecular function: protein binding; GTPase activator activity.
AAAUUGCACUUGUCUCGCGACUCGAUUGCACCCGAAGUGCAGCGCACCUCGUUAUUCUAGGGAAAACGCGGCCGUCGCGGGACCGACACGGGUGUUCGCAGAUCGAUAGUGAAUUUUUUUUUAGUCACCCGUCCCAGUUUUCUCCCUCUCUCCAUCCUCGUCCGUAUACUUUAGUCUCUCUCUCUCUUUCUUUCUCUCUUUCCCUCUCUGUGUUCUUUUUCCCUCGUACAUGUGCAUACAAAGAGAAAGAAGAUACCGCGGUCGUCUUUCUCGAUGAUAACCGAACAAUUUGCUUCUCCUUGGCGCUUUCGCGCUGAAGUUAGCCGUCGUGAAUGGGCGGGUCUCUCUUGCGCGCACAUUUUCGCAGUCCGCGCUUAGGCUCGUCCGCGUCAAAAGCGUCAAAGCAUUUCCACCGUUUUUCCUCUCGCUAUCGCGCCUCCGUCUUUCUUUUCUCUUCCUCCGCAUUCCGCGUUCUCUCUUUUCCUUUCCUCCUCGCACCCGAGCGUGUGCGCUCUCGAUUUACGCGCGAAUGGAUUACCGCGGCCUAUUUCAGCCAAUUAAACGGCCAGCAUGACAUCAGAACGGACGGCGGCCUCUCUCGUUGUACCGCGGCCCAGCAUUCCUAUCAAUUUGCGGGGUCCGUCAGGGCUAGGUGGGGCGAGGUGGGUGGACGGGCGAAACACCCUCCUUCGUGCGCCCCGAUUAUCAUCGCCCUCUCCGUUGGCCUCCGGCUGAAAGUAUCGUCGUGCAUCGCGAAUCUUGAACGGUUCCCCUAUUUUCCUCCCACUUUUUUCCAGCCUCCCUUUUGUCUCCGUCAAUUUACCCGUUCUGUGGUGAGGGUGAUUUUUUUCUCCCCGAGAUCUCGAGUUGUUCCAAUUACUUUAUCGAUGUAGUACGCUCGUUUUUAACAUGUAUAUACGUAUUUAGUUAUCGCGACCGCGAUACUCUUUCCUCCUUCAUCCUGAAUAAAGUUUCUCGACGAGAAAUCGUAACGAUGUGUCUCGACGUCGCAAAGUGUCUAGUGGAAGAAUAAAUAAAAAAAAAUGGAAGCUACACGAGUAUGCUGUCGCGAUAUCUCGUUUCAUCGCGAUUAUAUUUCUGUCCGUGCGCUACACUCGGUAUACUUUUGACAUAUCGAUCCCGCCUUAUCCCGAUAUUAUCGUUUAAAAUGUACAAAUAUUUAUUCGCCACUUAUCCAAGGGACCCUGUCGAAGACACGAAUAAUCCGUAAGAAGUGAAAGUUUAAGGGGAAAAAAGGGAUUUAAAGGCUGUUGCGUAAGGUUUGAUACAGUUUGCCCCUGGUUACUUUAGGUAGGAUGGAAUGGGUGGAGAUCAUAGAACCACGUACUAAGGAACAUAUGUACGCUAACCUAACCACCGGAGAAUGCGUAUGGGAUCCUCCACCGGGUGUACCUGUGAAAAAGACGGACAACAAUCAAUGGUGGGAGUUAUUUGAUCAGAAUACCUCGCGGUUUUAUUAUUAUAACGCGACGUCUCAGAAAACCGUGUGGCAUCGCCCGACCGACUGUGACAUCAUACCAUUGGCGAAACUGCAGACAUUAAAACAAAAUACGGAACCAGCAAGUGGUAGUACGUCGGAUACUCAGAAGACAACCGAACAGAGGAAGAAGGAAUCGGUUUCGACGCAAACACAAACUCCUUCAGUUAGUCGAUCGACGCGAUUUAACCAUCAGGAGAAUACGAAUUUGGCUCCGCCUUUGCAAGCUCUUUCUCUCGGUAAUGCGAACAAAACGCGGACUUCUACGGUCGGCAUAGAUCUUCAAACUUCUCCUCCUUCCCCGUCUCCGUCAACGAGGCGACACCAUCAUCAUCAUCAUCAUCACAAUAACAGGCAUCACAGGCACCAUGACGUACCUGCGGCGCGUACCAGGCAGCACAAUCAUUCGCAAGACUCUGGUAGAUCCAGCGACAGUUCCGUCUCGCACAGUAGGACGUCUUUGGAGUCGACCGGUUAUCGUUUAUUGGAUUCGCCGCAUAGGCAUCAUCAUCGUUCGGCUGUCCAGACGCCGGCGAGCACCGCACAAUCCUCCCCCAGGCAGCACAGUAGUAGUGGUACCUUAGAGGCCAGAUGUCACAAGAGCGGAACUUUGGAAAGCGUAAAGAAUCAGAAGUCUGUCUCGCUGGGAGAACCACCGCCGUUGGGCUUGUCGCUUUCAACCAGCACACCUCUCUUCAAGAAGAAGACGUUUAGCGAUCCGCAACGCGAAGGUAGAGCGGGAAACUUCGACCUGGAUAAAAGUAAAAAUGGUAGAGAAAGUAGUAGAGGCUCGUACGGUCCUGAACCGAGUACUUCACCAUAUCGCGAUUCUCUGAUGGAGUCUCGAGUCUUUAGGCAAGAAAUGCCGCCAUAUCGUCCUCCAGAGGUUCAACUUAGCCAUAGUUACAAAUCACAGGGCGAAAAGUAUGGUUCCUUAAUGGACAGUGGCAAUCGUUACCAUAGAGAUAGAGAGCGAGAGAUGCAGCAACAGCAGCAGCAACAGCAGCAUCAUCGAGAACGGGUCAACAGUCUCGACAAGACAAACUCGCCAGCCUUUUAUCAAAGUUCCAUACAUUCGAGAAAUAUGAAUAAGCAACCACAGGAUGGUACAGGUAGCAUAGGUAGAAGGCAUCACGGAUGCUCGGCGUCGCUUUCGGAGGCAAAUGUCAGGGAUGUGUACGGUGCAAUGUUGUCUGAAAGGAACGAUCCCGCCAAGAGUCUCGGUAGGGCUGCUGGCAUACACAGUGGUGGUAAUUCAACGAAACAAAGAGGUGGUCUCGAAGCGGUAGAGCGCGAGAGAGAGAGAGACCGUGACAGAGAGAAGGAAUAUAGGCGAAACACAGCGUGCAAUAACUCACUGGACUGUGUACCGCAGCCACUGGGUCGCAGUUACAGUUUUGUGCAACAGCAAAAGCAGCAGCAAAAACUAAUGCAACAACAAUUACAUCAGCAACAACAGCAGCAGCAGCAGGUUAGAAGAAGAGAACGGGAUGAUGAUGCUAUGCACGAGCGUUAUUUAAUGAUAAGUCAAACCCACGAACAAUCCAGACAGAGACUCAGUAGUAAUACUAGCAGUAGUAACAGCAGCAACAGCAGCAGCAAUAGCGCCGCGGGUGAGGAGACUGAAGGUCAUGCCGAAGGAGACGAUAGCAAGAAAAAGAGGAGUAAUGGAAAUCCCAGUCCGCCACCAUCGCCGUUUUAUGGCAAUCUUCUAGCUGAUGCUGAUCACUUAUUACCAUUGCAACAUUAUAUUCUUCAACAGGCAAAAUUAUCAGGUUGUUACAAGUUUGGAGAUCCUUUAUUAGUAGAGGAAGGGGAAGAUUCUCUGGACGAAGAAGGUGGCAGGGGUGAAGGAGGUAUCAGUGGAAGAGGCGAUGAUGAUUCUGAUGAUCAAUUCGCUGACGAUGAAGCUGCUAGCAAUCAAGGCGAUUCUUCCAGUCAAGAAUAUCUCGAAGAUCAUUACGCGGAUUUAGGAAAUUACGACACCGCCGGAUUAGCGACUUAUUAUACUACCGCCGAUACAUUGACGAGGCCACAAGCACGACCGCCCUCGCCACCGAAUAUCGUGUCUCAGACGGAAGCUAGAGACAGCGUGGUAACCACGAGACAAGUCUCAAUGCCCACUGUAAGUUCAACUCCGAGUAUUUGUACAACGAAUGUCGAUAAUACUGAUUUGGACGAAGCGCGAAGAGACGAUAGUACGGGCGGCGGUGACAUAGAAAAGUACGCACAGGACAAUCUCAAUCUGAACUGUGGCAGGCCGAAGGGACUUAGGCUGUUGUUUCGAAAGAAAUUUAGUGUACGGGACAUUCUCAGCUGGUCGAAAGACCCGAUACCUCAGCCCAUGCUCGCGAUGGUGGACGGUGAAAAACCGCUCAAGAGGGAGGCUUGCAAUCUGUUCCGAUUGGUUCAAGUGUAUAUGGGCGAUCGCAAAGCCAAUGUCGGCAUGACGUUGGACGGUGUCGCCAUGGAUAUUGUGAAUACCGCAUUUACGAAACCACCCCUGCGAGACGAGUUAUACGUACAGAUCUGCAGACAAACAACGGAGAAUCCACGGAAGGAGAGUUUACGACGUGGAUGGGAAUUGAUGGCUGUGUGUCUGGCUUUUGUGCCGCCUAGCGCUACGUUCGAGCCUUAUCUGGAGGGUUACAUGAAUAGGCAUCGCGAUCCCAACUUCCAAUUCCCCGAGGUCGCCAAAUGGCCGAUACACGUACAAGUCAGCCAUUAUGCAACCGUAGCUUGUAGGCGAUUGCAACGGAUUGGCGCGCAUGGAAAACGACAACCUCGCAAGGCUACAGUGGAAGAUAUCGAUCAAGCGAGGAUACAAAUCUUUCGCGCGUCUAUGUUUGGUGCAACGCUUUCGGAAGUUAUGGCUUUACAAAGAGAUCGCUUCCCACUUAGAGAGUUACCAUGGAUACAGACUACGCUGACGCAUCAGGUGUUGAUACGCGGUGGUACGCUGACCGAGGGUAUCUUCCGAGUGUCCGCAGACGCGGAUGAAGUCAGCGCGUUGAAAUCCUGUUUAGACAGGUUCGAGGAUGGAGCGAUUCUGGCAGUUUCUCAGGAUGCUCAUGCACCCGCUUCCCUGUUGAAAUUAUGGGUGCGCGAGCUGUACGAGCCAUUGAUACCGGAUUCCUUCUAUGUGGAAUGCGUAUCUAUGCGGCAUGAUGAUCCAAAAGCUUCUGCGGCGAUUGUAGCCGCGCUUGUCGAUCGUUUGCCGGAUCUUAAUCGUCGCGUGCUGUGUCAUCUAAUACAUUUUCUGCAGAUAUUCGCUAGAUCCGAGGUGGUCGCUCGCACUAAAAUGGACGCCAAUAAUCUUGCGAUGGUGAUGGCGCCGAAUGUAUUACGGUGCACGUCCCAAGAUCCUCGGGUGAUCUUAGAGAACGCACGGAAGGAGAUGGCCUUCGUCCGUACUCUCAUCGAGUCACUAGAUACCAGUUGGGUCGAUGAUCUUCACUGACCGCAUCCUAUCGCGCUAGAAAAAAAGUCCGCUCUAGACUAUUAUGCCAAAUGAAUCAGCUGUAUAGUCACGUCUAUUGUUAGUUAUGUCUUUUUCUCUCUGUCUCUAUCUCUUUCUCUCACUGUUCUCAAUUUAUCUUCACUCUUCUUGUUUGUCCAUCGCGUCACCCAUUUCUCCCAUAGUCCUCUAUAUAAAUGUUCUUCGUAACGGUAAUUUAGUGCUAAAGUCUUACCAUCCAAGCUAAUCAACCAAUUCGCUCCCUUAUUUCCUAUUUAUUAUUUAUAUGCAGAUUCUAUGUUAUACGACAGAUUAUUAGAGAUUAUUAGAUUAUAUUAUGUAUAUCGCUAUAUAUAUCAUAUAUAUUUUACCAAUCCCUUGUUACCACGUCGAACAAACGUGGACGGCUUUUUUACUCGAUCAUUGUUGAAUCUCGUGUAAGAUAAAAAAAGAAAUCAUGUGUUACCGUGUAUAGCUGCGCUCCGCGAUGAUCUUUUUGUAUAAGCGACGGAUUAACGUGUAAAGCGUUUUAUCGAGGAGUAAACACUGCGAAAGAUUAGCAAGCUGUA